AUGCCAGGCACCUCCCUGGAGGAAAUUCGUCCCACCUACACCUACAAGGUGGUUCUACUGGGGAGCACGUCAGUGGGAAAGUCGAGUCUGGCCUACCGAUACGUGAAAAACGACUUCAAAGAGUCACUGCCAACUGUGGGAUGUUCCUUCUUCACACAGAUACUCAACCUGGAGGUAGCCACUGUCAAGUUUGAGAUCUGGGACACGGCAGGCCAGGAGAAGUACCACAGCGUCUGCCACCUCUACUACCGGGGCGCCAGCGCCGCUCUCCUCGUUUACGACAUCGCUAACAAGGAAACACUCAACAGAGCAAAGCUGUGGCUGAGGGAACUGGAGAAGGAAUUCCUUCCCGAUGAAAUCGUCAUUGCUUUGGUGGGCAACAAGACAGACCUUGCUGCUGAAAGAGAAGUUGCCACUGAGGAAGGGCAAGAGUUUGCAAGGACCGAAGGCCUCCUGUUCAUGGAGACAUCUGCAAAAUCCAGCCACCAAGUAGAUGAUAUCUUUAUGGCCAUAGCCCAAGAGCUCCUCAAGCGGGAACAAGAGAAGACAUCUGUCCUGUCCCAACGUGGGGGGUCAACAGCUGACCUGAGAGAGAGCAGGGCAAGGACGAGGUGCUGCCAGCUCUGA
Messenger RNA from Mesitornis unicolor (brown roatelo), 627 nucleotides. It is a transcript of the gene RAB17, whose product is annotated as RAB17, member RAS oncogene family. The record is from RefSeq and is a predicted model, not a curated record. Lineage: Eukaryota; Metazoa; Chordata; Aves; Mesitornithiformes; Mesitornithidae. Gene Ontology annotation, molecular function: GTP binding; GTPase activity. Bases 1 to 627 code for a protein of 208 amino acids. The transcript has 5 exons.